AAUAUCAAUGUGAAUGUUAUGUGACAGACAGUUCUACUGCUGGGGAAGUUUUGGCUGAAUGAACAACAACAAACUUUUUUUUUCUAAUUUUUAAAUUUAAUUUAACUGUAAUUUAGUCGAUGUUGCUUUGAAAGCGUCAGUUCACCAUGUUUGAUAGUUUUCGGGAUAAAAUUCAGUCGGUUCAAGAGGGUAUAACAGCAAGUUUUCAUCGGAUAUCGUCAGGAGAAUCCUCGCGACCCCCGCGCGAGUAUAAAACUGUCAACAUAAAUGCUGGAGCUGAACUUUUGCACAAGUACCAAUCGGAAUGGCACGAUGGGCACCAACUAGCAGAAGAAAAUGCAGCAAAAGCACAGAUUAUAGAUGAAAUCAUCGGCGGACUGCAUGUCAAUUUCGAGAAGCAAUGGGCCAGUAUAAGUCAGUUGACAACAUCAAUGGCUGCAAUCCCACAAACCAUUUCUUCUACCCAGUCUCUGAUGGAACGGCUUGGCAACCUUCAAGAAGUAUUUGAUGAAGUAGAGCACAACCUCUUACAAUUAGAGGACAUAAUUGAAACUCAAGAACACCAAGAGCGUCAGUUAGACCACCGGUUCCAAUUGGCUCUCUAUAAAGAAAAAAAAUUGCAAGAACUGGAGAGGGUUCGAGAGAGCUUAGUUAAAGAGUACACAGAAAAAAUGUCAGAUCAUGAAAGGAAACAGUGCCAGACCUUAAAAGAAAGACAAGAUGCCUUUGGUCAAGUUUUCCAAGAGGAUUUAGAACAAUUCAAGCAGUCUGGAAAACUUCCAGUUUCUCCUGUAAAGGUCUCCCAGCUGGGUCCAUCACUUGAAGAGGUCACCCUGGAUGAUGAUACAGUAGCCCUGGAUAAUUUCUUAAGCGAGGAAAACCUUUAAGGCAUAAAUUCCACCCCUCUAUUUCCUUAAUUAUUGUGAUGAAAAAUGUGAUUAGCCCCCAUACAUCUGUUAUUUUCAAUUAAUUAUGUCAAUUGUUAUGUGAUUGCUGUAUUUCAGUGCUCAUUCUAUUCCCUCUCACAAGACUAAUAUUAUGUAUUUUUGUUAUACUCGUUGACAUCACAAGUAAAAACAUAUAAGUGUUUUGUAUAAAA
Molecule: messenger RNA, 1099 nt
Organism: Frankliniella occidentalis (western flower thrips)
Lineage: Eukaryota; Metazoa; Arthropoda; Insecta; Thysanoptera; Thripidae
Product: dysbindin-A
Exons: 6
Coding region: 147-887 (246 amino acids)
Biological process (GO): negative regulation of protein kinase activity
Cellular component (GO): cytoplasm
Source: RefSeq, a predicted model, not a curated record